UGACCACAUCUGGAGUUAAAAUUUCGGCAAUUGCCAUAAGGAACACUAAUUUUUAAUUGGUUAAGUUUAUUUUAAGAAAUAUUGUACGAAAUUGUCGUUGAUUUUGAGUAGUAAUGUUACUUUAAUAAAAAAAAUUGGGCUGUUAUAUUUAUCACUCUUCAGGUUCAAUCACAUUAUUCCUUUGUACCAUCAACUUAAUGUAUUCUGAUGUGUUUUGUACGGCAUAUAUCUUCUUGUUACUGUAAUUGUAUUUGUUAUGUACAGCAUACAUAAUGUUGUUACUUACACAUUAUAAAGUGGGACCCAAUGUGGACUUUAUGGAUUGUUUGCGAUUUUAAAACUGUAAAAACAUACUUGCUGUCAAUUAUACUUAAACACCUGUAUCAAGAAGGAUGUUAUAUAAUCUAUGUUCUAAUCUUAUCUUCUGAAUUGCAGUGUAGUAAGCCUCAAGACUGUUUAUUGUUUCGUUAUGGAUAGACAGAUAGAUAGUGGCGUUAAUAGACUAUAUUUAAAUGGUUAAACAAAACAAAAGAUUGAAGUAAUCACUAUGGCAGAGGCACCUAUCACACCCAAACCAGGUUUGCGAAUACUUCUUGUUGGACAUACUGGUCAUGGAAAAAGCUCAACUGGGAAUUCCCUUUUGGGAGAGAAUAGGUUCAUGGUGAAAAGAUCAUCUCGUUCUGUCACCGAACGAGUACAGCUAGAGGCUGCUCAGAGAUUUGGAAGAAACAUUCAGAUUACUGAUACUCCAGGCUUCUUUGAUACAAACAUGAGCAAUGACCAUAUUCAAAGACAGUUGUUAGCAACCGUUGUUGCCACAUGUCCAGGCUUCAAUGCAAUUCUGUUUGUCGUAUAUGCAUCCACAAUUACUGAAGAAAUACAAUCAACAGUUGAUCUGAUGCUGGCAAGUUUUGGUGAAGACGCAAGUGAAUUUGCAUUUCUAUUACUGACCAACAUUGCAAAUGAAAAAGAUAAAGUAGAAUACCUUGCAGAUGCCUUAUCUGAUGCUAAUUCCAAAUUAUUGCUGUUAGUAAGCCAUUGUAAACAUAAGGUUUUAUUCAUUGACAACACAGCAGAUCAAUGCAGUUUGGAGAAAAUGUCAGAAGAUAUCAUUGAAGCUAUCUGCAUUAAUGCAAAAAAUAAUUACUUUAGUAAUGACUGCUUUCAACAGGUAGCCAUAGAAUUAGGGAGGUUAGGUGGACAGAGUUCAAUGGAAAGUUUAGAGGAUGUAAAUAGCAAGAAGAAAGUUUUGGAAGAAAAUAAGCUCCUGGAGGCUCUGUAUUUAGUUGUGCAGGGUUUGGCGUGCUUUGGGAAAGCAUUCUUUUAUGUGUCUUCAGCAGCACAUGAAUUGUAUAUGAAGUUGGGAGGAAUAAAGGAAGUGGCUGCAUUGAUGAAGAAGUAAAAUUUAAAACUAUGGAUAGGAAGAAAACUAGCUUAACCUAUGAAUAUAUCUUGAAUUGUUAAUUUAUCAAUAUCGGAGACUUUAUUUUAUUGCAGAAACUUCAAUUUUUCAAUUAACAUGUUUGUAAGUAUUUUCAUUCAAAUGAUUUGCUUUGCAGUCACACUAGAUGUAUUUUAUAAGUCCAAAAAAAUGUGUGUGGUGUGUUUUUCAACAUAGAUUUCAAAAAAUCAAAAGGGGAGGUAGUUGGCCAAAACUUUUUUUUACAUAUACACGAGUUAUUUCCAAUUUUUAAAAUGAUAGUUGAUGUCAGAUAUCUUUCAAAAAUCUUACAAACAUUUCUUUCUAAAUGAAAACUGCACAAAUCAAAUGUAGCAAAAAUGAUCAAAACUUAACAUAAAUACAUAACAAGUUUAAUUAAGGACAGCACAAACAACUAUAAUUGAUAUGGUUAUUGUCAAAAAAACGUGUUUAUGCCUUACAGCCAAGAAAGUUAUAUGUUUUUAUCACAAGCAAUUAUAUAAACCACACUUUUUAACAAAACACACAAAUAAUGUCUUAAAUGGAUGGUCAGCGUUAAAAUAAAUAAUUUAAUAUUUUAUAUGUUUCUUUAGCUCUAAAUAUAAUACAGAACAAUCAAAUUAUACAGUUAUGCGAAUUAUUGCACCGUAAUAUGUUUGUCCACUAAAAAAAUAUGUUUGUCCAAUACCAAAGCCUUCAUUAAAAACAAUGUUUCACCACUUGAUAACAUAUUUUGGAGAAGCACAAUACUUAUAAAUUAUUAAUAUGAUAACUGAUGUUGUGUUCUGUAAGUAUUGUCAACGUAAAUUAAAACUGAAGUUGAAUUCAAGUAGACCGGAACUGCUCAAAAUUGAAAUAUUGACAUAUGGUAAGUAUGCACUAUUUAUGAAAAAAGUGCAUUUUUUCUAAUUGUACUUGACUUUUAUUCAAUAGACUACUUUUUAUGCCCCUGAAGUGAUCGGACUGUCCGUCAGUCUUUCCGUCUGUCCGUCACACUUUGCGUUUAGGUUUCGAAAAAUGCUCAUAACUUCUAUGUCCUUUGAGAUAUAUUACCUUCAUAUUUGGUAUGCAUGUGUACAAGAUAUGAGUAUAUGAACAAGGCCUUGCCAUACACACAAAAAUUUUGACCCCUGUGACCUUGAUCUUGAACUUAGGGUCCGCGUUUAGGUUUCAAAAUCUGCGUUUAGAUAUAACCUUUAUAUUUGGUAUGCAUGUGUAUAUGGACAAGGCCUUUCCAUACGCAUACAAAAUUUGACGCCUGUGACCUUGACGGUGAUUUUAGGGUCCGCGUUUAGGCUUCGAAAUCUGCGUUUAGGUUUCUAAAAAUGCUCAUAACUUCUAUGUCCCUUGAGAUAUAACCUUCAUAUUUGCUAUUCAUGUGUAUUUGGACAAGGCCUUUCCAUACGCACAACAAUUUUGACCCCUGUGACCUUGACCUGGAACUUAGGGUCCGCGUUUAGGUUUCGAAAUCUGCAUUUAGGUUUCGAAAAACGCUAAUAGCUUCUAUGUUCCUUGAGACAUAACCUUCAUAUCUGGUAUGCAUGUGUAUAUGGACAAGGCCUUUCCAUACGCACACAAAAUUUGACCCCUGUGACCUUGACCUUGAACUUAGGGUCUGCGUUUAGGUUGCAAAAGCUGCGUUCAGGUUUCGAAAAAUGCUCAUAACUUCUAUCAAAGGGUUUAUAGGGGGCAUAUGUCAUCCUAUUGUGACAGCUCUUGUUUAUUCACUCUUAUCUCCAGUAGUAAGAAGUGCUCAGGGUUGUUUUACAGGUCAGUUAACUGUCUUUUGACAUUGUCUUAUGACAUAAACAAUGACAUAAACAGGUUUGAUAUCUUGUUUCAUAUGUGUUCUGAUCAGUUUUCAUUAUAAUCUUGUAACAAGAAAUGUCUUCAGAAAAAACAAUAAGAGUUGAAAUAAAUGUUUAGAUGGUAGGCUGAAUAGGCUGAAUUACAAUAAAAUGACCACCACUAUAAUCUGUUUCAGUAUAAAUAAUAAGAUCUUAAAGGCUAGUCACUUUUUUGUAAAAGGUUUUGCUUGCUUUUUAAAAUCAUUCAUUUACGCAUCUUCAGCUACAUAUUAAGCUUAUAUGAAAUUGGGAGAAAUAAAGGAGUUGCUGAAUAGAAUUUAAUUAAUAAAAUAAAUUCAACAAACAGCAAUUUAAGAGUUACUGCAAACUAAAUAUUUCUAUUUUAUCUGUAUUCUAUUUUUAUCUGUAGGUAGACUCGAACACCAAACUUACAGUCAGUAACUGAGAGCAUUCUGGAAAAAAAAAAUCCAGUAAAAUAUUGUUUUAAAGAAAAUAGAUUCCUAAGCCCAAGGCCUAUAACUUUGUCAAAAAUCAAUGAAUUGGAACAAAACACAAGUUUAAUCUGUAAGUCAUGCGGGUAGACUAACACACCAAAGCUCUGGUCAAUAUCUGCAAGCAUUCACUAAAAAAGUUUUAAAAAAUGCCAUCUUAAAGAAAAUGCCUUCAUCCAAGGCCUGUUACUUCGCCAAUGCAAUGCCAUUUAUUGAUGGAUUUUGGAAUAACCUUGCACAAAUUGAAACCAUCGUGUCACAUGUACCUAUAAAGUGGCUUGUUUGUGACACAAGUGAAGUUUUGAGACAAUAGCUGAAUGCGUAGGCAUCUGUGACCUAUGAACACCUGUUGUGUUUUUAUUUUUAUGGUAAAAACUGUAAUGUGUUCUUAUACUGUCUCAGACCAAGUCCGUGUAACGCAGAGAUAAAAAACCUGUAAUAAAAACACAGUUAUUACUAAAAAAUCAUAAAAUCUGCUAACAACAGUUUUGUUAGCUCCACUGGCCAGAGGGGCUUAUGUCAUGGUCCUGUGUCCGUCGUGCGUGCGUCUGUGCGUGCGUUAACUUUUUCUUUAAACAUCUCCUAAACUACAAGUCCAAUUCUGAUAAAACUUCUCACAAAUGUUCCUUGGGUGAACCUCUUUCAAAUUUGUUCAAAUUAUGCCCCUGGGGUCAAAUUUGACCCCGCCCCGGGGAUCACAAAACUGAACAUAUGCUUAUAUAAAGCCUCUUUUGUGCAAACUUUAAAAAUCUUCCUGUCCAUAACCAUUAUAGUUCUCUACCAAGUUUGUUCAAAUUAUGCCCCUGCAGGGGCCAAAUUUAUCCCUUGAAGGCUCUCAUUAAAAAGUUGUAUAAGAAAAUUUGAUUAGUAAAAAAACAUGGCAACAGGAAGUCGUUGAACUUUGCAUGUUUAUGCGUUUUUGCUAUUUAUUCAUUAUGGGAUGAAUAAACUAUUUUCUUCUCAAACUAAAAGUUUAUCAAAAAACACUUGGAAUAACUUUUUAAUUAUAAGAGAUAAAUGCAUACAUGUCGAGCGUGAAAGGUAGACAAACAUGUUAACUUUCCAUAAAUGUUAACCCUUUACCAAACGACUCAUUUUGGACUGCCCCAGAUUGAAAGAGAUUGCAGACGAAAAAUAAUAUUGUAAAGGACUAUUUAUAAAUUGGCUGGGUGGGGUAGAAAUCAUUGUGAUAAAAGGAGAAAUUGCUCAUCAUGAGCAAUUUCUCCUUUUUGAAACUGGAAGUCCUGUUUUUAAAACGAAAACAAACUCUUCAGAAGGAGUUAUGGUCUAUUGGAACGUCAGAUGGAAGAAGUAAAGGAAAGUUAGGUAAAGCUAAUUGUUUGUCAUGAUAUCUCUUUAACCCUUACGCCAUAUGCAAGUAGUGUUGCCAUGAUCGCAACAUCUUGAUGAAUUAUAAUUCAAUUUUUUGUCUCAUAAACAUUUACUUUGUUUAAUAAACAACCUCUACAAAGUUAUCAUUCCUACUGCCUUUCGGCACCUCAUGAACCUGAAAAACUCGUAACUUUAUGUUUCCUCAGGCAAAUAUCUUCUUUGUAUAAAAAACAAUUUUUUCACCAUGUAAACAAUCGUGCUACACUUACUAAUGCGCCAAGAAUGAAGUAAAGUUCAGGUAUCUACGUCAUUAGGUAUUUUGCAUAUGUCAUGAACUAUAUAAGUAACAGAAGCUUUGAAACCUACAAACACUUUUUGGAAUUAUGGAAAAAUAUUCAUGAUUGAAUGAAGGAACUUUCAUUAAUCUUAUAGAACAAUCAUAGAUUUGAUCUUCAGCAUCUAAAAAUAUGCGAAAUAGAAAGAACAACAAUAUCUUUUGGAGAGAUCAAUGUACCUACGUUAUAAGAAAAGGACCUGUGCCACAAUUCCUGGGCUUUUUAGUUAACACCGUAGUAACGUUUUCCAUAUAUAAAAAUGCUCACCCUUCCAACUUUAAGGGCCCAGUGGGACGAGGGAUAGAAAGAGAAAGUCACAUGCUUGAGUACAUUUCAACCCAUGCGCAUUGCACGCAUUUUUCGCAUAAAAAAACAGUGGAGCGAUACAGGGCCAUCAUGGCCCUCUUGUUUCUAAUUGUUUAAGGUGAGCAAUGUAGGGCAGUGAUAUGUUGUUGUGUUUCUGUACACAUUUGUUCAAAUUUGUUAUGAUCCUGGGAUGAAAACUGACCAUAGUGAGUGCAGGGCAUUCAUAUGGUGUACUUGGGCUUGCAUAGAAAAAAUGCUUGAACAAUUUCUGAAGCUACAAGAUCCAGAUGUUUGGUGUUUGGUGUGUUACAUCAUAUAUUAUACCAAAUAUAAUCUUUUCUUGUUUAACAUUGGUCUUGCUCUGAAUGGAACCUGGUUUCCUUAAAAGCCUGGAGUGUCAUAAUCUUCUCCAAGAUAUGAUGUUUUGUAUGUGAAUUCAUGUAGUAAUUAAUGUAGCAUGCUAUCAUGGCCCUCUUAUCUUCCGGUUAAGAUUGGACAAAGUCUUUGUUUUGGUUAACUAUAGAUCAUAAUAAUUUUACUUUACCUGUGACAAAGGGACUUAAUUCUUUUUAGCCAAUUAGUUCAGCGCUCCCAGACAAUUGCUGUAACAUGCUUGUAAAACAGUAGUUUACUUAUUAUGAUGUUUUCAGUGAUUUACAGGAAAAGACAUUUACCGGUAAUGAAUUCUUGUUUUUUGAAGCAGCCAUUAAUUUUUUAGUGGACAAACACAAUUGAUGUUUUUUUCAGAGAGCAGAUCAAUUUGGAAAAACAAUCGAGGUGGUUGACACUCCAGACAUAUCCUUCUUAGCUUCUUUAAAUGUUGGUCCAUCUUCAACCUAUGAUGCAGUCCUGUUUGUUUUAAGACCAGAUAGGUUUUCUCCAGACUUGGU
This is a messenger RNA of Dreissena polymorpha, 6582 nucleotides long. Its product is annotated as GTPase IMAP family member 7-like. Gene Ontology annotation, molecular function: GTP binding. Lineage: Eukaryota; Metazoa; Mollusca; Bivalvia; Myida; Dreissenidae. The transcript has 4 exons. Bases 548 to 1402 code for a protein of 284 amino acids. The record is from RefSeq and is a predicted model, not a curated record.